AUGGCCCAGACGCCUCUAUCUCGCCAGGCGCAGCCCGGCGACUUACUACUUGUGAUUCAUAAUUUUGAUGCUCGUGGAGAAGACGAGCUCACCUUGCGACGAGGCGAGAAGGUCGAAUUGGUCGAAUUGGAUGAGGGCUUCGGCGAUGGAUGGUAUUUAGGAAAGCAUACAGCGACAGGCAAGACCGGCCUAUUCCCAGGAGUUUACACUACUCUUCCCCCGAGACUGAACGUACGACGGCCUGCGACCGCCUCAUCCAGUGCUUCCGAGACCGCCAGCACCACUGAUAGUGCUGGAGGCAUCAGUGCGGAGGGAAUAACUGCCUCGCAGAUCGAAUCUGAUGGUAAAGGUGAAACAACCCCGCAAGCUUCGAGGCGUGUUAGCGCUGCAGAAGCUCCGGACCCGAAUUUGGGCAACAUGGAAGAAGUCGCGUCCCCAGUACUGAAACAACCUCAACGCUCAACUUCGGGCCCUCUUCCAUCAUCACCUUCUCUUGCGACCACCAUUCAGCGCACAAUCAGCGAGACCUUUGGCAAUCAUCUGAACGGCGGCGACUCUCCUGUGAUGAACGAAACACUUAGCGUCAUUGACGAACACAUCACCGACCUCAACACUCCUCGUCACAGUGUAACACAGGAAUCAAAGGCUGUCACUGAUUCAGGGAGCGAAUAUAGCAGCCAUGUAGGCCACCGUCUAUCAUACAUCAAUGGUCACGAAACCGACGAGGAAGAAGGAGGCCACCUCACAGAAGAGGAGGUUCGCAGAUGGGACCACAUCGAGACAUCUCGCUAUCUACACGGCUUGGGCGUUGAUUCACGUCACUGCGAUAUAUUUCAAGAACAAGAGAUCACUGGUGAUGUGCUAUUGGAGAUGGGCCAGGAAUUUCUGCUGAUGAAAGAGUUUGAUUUCGGCGUCAUGGGACGAAGAUUGAAAACCUGGCAUAAAAUCAAAGCUCUCCAAGAACAAGUCAAAGGCGUUCAGCCAUCGCAACCAGGCUCAAUAUCUAGCUAUUACCCAGUCGAGGAACCCGAACGAUCUUCCAGCCGUGCGGCGCAAAAUUCGACUUUUCUGCCCCGAAUUCCAAGUCUUUCUGGUGAUAAGCGACCCAAUACCGCCAUAGUACCACCUCGGCGCAUAUCAACGUUACUUCAAGGUAGUCCUGGUCCACCCUCGACUGCUACAAUGGGUCGAGAACUAUCAGGUCGCCCUUCAGCAGCUUCUAUCCGUGAAUUUAACCAUACUCGCCGUCACUCAUCAAUGGAUUCAUCUCCCAAUCUUAGCCAAGUUGGCCUUGGUCAUAUUAAGAAAGGAUCAUUUGAUCAUUCAUGGACCAUGACAGGCGGAAAUCCACCCUUUGCCAGUCGACCCGGGACCGCCGCUGAGGCAACGGACGAGGACAUCAUGCUUCAGCAGAACUUCUUGGACAGGACCGACACAUCGCAGGAGGACUCUCCGCGUAUUGGGAUGCCGUACGAAAGCCUUGACCGUGGUUAUUUCUCUGGUGGAGAAGUAGAAACGCGUCGAACUCGUAAAUUGUUACGGAAGCGCGAAUCAACUGCAGGAAGCGUUAGCCAUUCAAGAAAGUCCAGUUACGUGGAUGAACAGUCUGCUCUUCGCCGACAUUCCCGCUUUGGAAGUAUCGGAAGCACCGACUCCAUUCAAAAUUCGAUGUCUCGGGUGUCUGCAGCGUCAAAAGCUUAUCACGGCAGUUCCUUGAAAGGCCGAGUUCGAAGCGCCGGAAGUCAAGUUACAGGCAUCGCUCCUGGACAUCCUGCUGUGACAUCGCUGGAUGGGAAAAUCGGCGGCACACCUCCGUCAUUUUCACCAUUUGCUGGAAGAAAUGACAUGGAAACAACCGGCCGUUCCUCACCAUUACCAUUCUCUAGCAUUCGUAACGUCGCCCCUAAAUUCCGCCGUGCUGUUGGACUUCGAACAACGUCAGACAGUGCCAGCGGAGUCCCGACUGCCCAAGAAGCAACGCCGCCGAUAUCGCCCAUCAAAGAUUUCACUCCGUUCGGGAUUGGCAGGACUGGUUCUACGACACCGUCGGCAACCUCCAAGAGCUCUGAGCGCCACAGCACAGACGGUUCUGGGAAGGCCGUCGAUGGCAUCAUGCCCUUCCCUGUUCCACGAGCCGUAUUGAAGACUGGCAGCAAGACCAAGAAGCACACUAGCGCCUACAUGCGUGGCCUGGAGAAGAAGAGCCCGCAGGAACAAAUGGUGGACUGUGAGUAUAGUGGUUGGAUGAAGAAGCGUUCGGCAAACCUGAUGACAACCUGGAAGCCACGUCUGUUUGUCCUGCGUGGCCGACGUUUGUCAUACUACUACUCAGAAAAUGAUACAGAGGAACGUGGACUCAUCGACAUAACUGCGCACCGUGUCUUGCGUGCCGACAAUGAUCCUCUGACUGCCCUUCACGCGACAAUCACAGGAGCCAAGUCUUCGCCUACCUCGCCUGAAGGCUCAACCAAGUCUCCCAUGGACAAAGCAUUUGAUGCCGCCGGUUCUCCGAAGUCAUCUGAUGGCCCUUUCAUCUUCAAGCUAGUGCCUCCAAAGAGCGGCGCAUCGCGAACGGUACAGUUUACAAGACCCACAAUUCAUUAUUUCCAGGUCGAUAGUGUCAAAGAAGGACGCCUUUGGAUGGCCGCUCUGAUGAAAGCCACCAUUGAUCGCGAUUUGAGUCGCCCUGUUGAAACGACCAACAAGCAAAAGACAAUCAGCUUGAAACAGGCCCGGAUGAUGAAUCAGCGACCUCCCGCUUUGAUGGAAUCAGAACUGCCCAUUCUUCAGAACAACGAGGCGGAAGAAGUGUCUAGUGAACAAGACGUUGACGAUGGCGGGUUGAAGAUCCAAGGACUCAACUUAGACAAAACGGAUAGCAUUGAGUCUCCUCAUGAUGGUAAUGCCGCCAAGGACGGUGGCAUCGAGUCGGGCCAAGCAGAAGAUAUAUUGGCAAUACCUAUAGAUGAUAUCUUAUCACGACCUUCAGAAUCCUUCAUUUCAUGA
This is a messenger RNA of Talaromyces marneffei, 3006 nucleotides long. RefSeq lists its product as uncharacterized. NCBI's taxonomy places the organism in Eukaryota, Fungi, Ascomycota, Eurotiomycetes, Eurotiales, Trichocomaceae. The record is from RefSeq and is a predicted model, not a curated record. Gene Ontology annotation, biological process: actin cytoskeleton organization. Gene Ontology annotation, cellular component: plasma membrane. The transcript is spliced from 3 exons. Gene Ontology annotation, molecular function: protein binding. The coding region runs from base 1 to 3006 and encodes 1001 amino acids.